Messenger RNA from Paralichthys olivaceus (Japanese flounder), 2616 nucleotides. RefSeq names its product secretory carrier membrane protein 2, like (gene scamp2l). Gene Ontology annotation, cellular component: trans-Golgi network membrane; recycling endosome membrane. Lineage: Eukaryota; Metazoa; Chordata; Actinopteri; Pleuronectiformes; Paralichthyidae. Gene Ontology annotation, biological process: protein transport. The record is from RefSeq and is a predicted model, not a curated record.
GUAAGGUUUGUAGUAAUGGGAGGUACCAGUGACGCGGAACCACCUUCUCCCUGUGGCGCACGCGCAGAGGCAAAGUGGCGCAGCGGCAUCAGGAGCAAGGAGGAGGAGACGCGCGGUCAUCCAGGAGCUGUCUCACUGUCUGUCUGUCUCUGUCUCUGUCUGUCUGUUCCCCUCACUGUCCUCCAUUAUGUCGGGAUUCGACAGUAACCCCUUCGCGGACCCGGUGGACGUGAAUCCCUUCCAGGAUGCCUCAGUCACACAAGUCACCAGCGGGGCCACUGAAAAGGUCGGGGAGUUCAACCCAUUCUCUGCCACUGAAAUGGUAAAUCACUCAGACACGACCAUCCCCAUCUCUUCAGGCUCCUCUCAGCCUGCCAUACUACAGACCUCAGUGGAGCAGAGUGCACAAGCAGCUGCGACUGCUGCUCAAGCGAGCCUGGUCAAACAGCAGGAGGAGCUGGAGAGGAAGGCGGCUGAGCUGGAGCGGAAGGAGCAGGAGCUACAGAACAGGACGGCAGGCAGAACCAGCACUGGAAAUAAAGAAAACAACUGGCCGCCUCUGCCCAGUUUCUCCCCUGUGAAGCCCUGCUUCUAUCAGGACUUUGAGGAGGAGAUCCCUGAGGAGUACCACAGGAUCUGCAAGAGAAUGUACUACCUCUGGAUGUUCCACAGCGCCACUCUCUUCCUCAACGUGCUGGCCUGCCUGGCUUACUUCACUGUAGACUCUCAGAACGGUGUGGACUUCGGUCUGUCCAUCCUCUGGUUCAUCCUCUUCACCCCGGUGUCCUUCGUCUGCUGGUACAGGCCCGUCUACAGAGCCUUCAGGUCCGACAGCUCCUUCAGCUUCUUUUUCUUCUUUUUCGUCUUCUUCUUCCAAGUGGCGGUGUACAUCAUCCAAACCGUGGGGAUCCCCCGGUGGGGAAACAGUGGAUGGAUCGCAUCAAUCAGCAUGAUCGGCUCCAAUUUGGCUGUGGCCGUGGUCAUGAUGGUGGUCGCUGGUUUUUUCACAGUAAACUCUGUCCUGGCCGUCAUCCUACUGAAAAUGGUCCACUCUAAGUACAGAAGGACAGGAGCCAGCUUCUCCAAGGCUCAGCAGGAGUUCUCCCAAGGAGUCCUGACAAACAGAAACAUCCAGACGGCUGCAGCCGGUGCUGCCACGUCUGCUGCACAGGGAGCCUUUGGCUCUGGGUAGUCUCUUCUCUGACUAACUUACCAGACUAGCCAUGUCCCAACUUUCUUCAGUGGGUUUAUGUGAUAGGGGGCUGAUGAUUUAAUGACAAGGCUAAUGAGGGGGUCCACUUUCUCCACUUACAAACUUUUGAAGACGCUGUGGAUAAUACAGAAGAGAAGUGAGAGGUUUUGCACAUACAUGUAGUGUAACUGAAGUCUCUCAUCAGUUCAUCACAUGUUCAAACUUAAUGCUGUCAAAGUUCCGUUCAUUCAGGGAGAAGUAGGAAGUUGCAAAUUUUAUAUGAAGCUGAAUAAAAUCCUAAAAAGGAGGCAGAGUGGAUAUGACACAUUUUAUUGGCAGCAAGUCAUUUCAGUGUAACUCCUGGAAUCCAUACAACAUAUCAGACUGUCUAUGAUGCAACACUGAACAAGGCCGGGGUUUAGUGUAAAGUGCAAUUAGUGAAAUCCUUUGUUUUUUCCAAUCUGUUCCUGUUAUAAUAAGUUUCUAAGGCCUCAAAUAUAAACACAGCACAUAAGGUUUGGAUUAUUUAAAAAGUAAAUUUGACAUGAGAAUGUUUUAGCAUCAGUGAUGAUACACAUAAUAUAUGUAUACAUGUUGUUGUCAUUACAACAUCAUGCAGUGCCUUACAGGGCAUUCAGUCUAUCACCACCUUACCUUUUCUCUUUCACUGGCUGCCUUCAAAGAUGAGCAUGUUGCGUCCUGUUACAUGUUCCACUACUGAUGAACGCAGAACUUUUUUAAUGUGUAUAAUGUUGUAUUGGAUAAGCUUGUGAUUAAUGAAGGUGAAGGGGAUGAAGGUUUUUCUUACUACUGUUUUGAUCAGCUUUAGAUGAAGUGAGACAAAAAGCUCCUCUGGGUGCAAAUGAAGAAGCGGUUUGACUUUUAAUUCAUGUUGAGUUGUUAGAGACAACGUUUUUGGUCAUAGAUCUAUGCUGCGAUUUAUAUGAGAGACAUGAUGCAAGUUUAUUCAUUUAAAGUUACUAACAUAGUAUAGAUAUUAGACGUAAUUACUAAGAAAGCACAUUAAUGAGCAAGAAGAGUACAAAUUGAUUAUCCAUUGUAUCUGUAGUGAUUAUUCUGCAAACAAAGGUCAUGUGUUACUGAUUAGUCACAGAUUUUAUUUUUUACAGUAACAGUGAAUCACUUUGUUUAGGUUUGUCUUUUGGGCCUUUACACAGACGUAACCUACCAGUUUCUGUGUGUGGAUUUAAGGCUGUUUGGUAUUAGUGUGUUUUUGUCUGAUUUUGUUUGUCUUCAUUAAGAAUUUUGUUGAACGGUGAGGUUUCCCCUUCAUGAUCAAUCGUGUAAUAAUGAGUGUUGUACAUAUCGGUGACUUAUUUAAGACAAAUUUCCUGGAGGUGUAAUUGUUGGCUUCUCAGUCUUAACAUUUAAUAAACUGUUAUUUUUUCUCUUGCUUUGGAAAA